AAACGAACCGUCUGGAAGUUCAGAAUGUAACGAAGACAUUGACCAACGAACCAAAUGUUGCCCAACGCGUUGCUGCAGACGGGUGACGCGUUGCUGCAGACGAGCGACGCGUUGCUGCAGACGGGCGACGCGUUGCUGCAGACGGGCGACGCGUUGCUGCAGACGGGCGACGCGUUGCUGCAGACGGGCGACGCGUUGCUGCAGACGGGCGACGCGUUGCUGCAGACGAGCGACGCGUUGCUGCAGACGAGCGACGCGUUGCUGCAGACGGGCGACGCCUUGCUGCAGACGGGCGACGCGUUGCUGCAGACGAGCGACGCGUUGCUGCAGACGGGCGACGCGUUGCUGCAGACGGGCGACGCGUUGCUGCAGACGGGCGACGCGUUGCUGCAGACGGGCGACGCGUUGCUGCAGACGGGCGACGCGUUGCUGCAGACGGGCGACGCGUUGCUGCAGACGAGCGACGCGUUGCUGCAGACGAGCGACGCGUUGCUGCAGACGAGCAACGUUGCUUUUAACCGGUUUUGUUUUCAAACCAGCAGUCGUUCUGUUUGUUUGUUUGUUUACUUGUUUGUUUGUUUUCCACUAAAGUUGCCCGUCUCCGCUACUGCGACGUGUUUUUUUGUUGUUGUUUAUUUUCUUUUGAGCGACUGGGGAGACGUGAAAGUGGCCCGUCAGCUGAUCCAGGAACUCAAUAUUUAUUCUUACAAACUCAUUAAAAUCUGGUGGACGAACGGGUUCAAUGAACCAAGUUGAACUUGAAGCUGCUUUUUAUAACAAAAGUUCCA
Molecule: messenger RNA, 788 nt
Organism: Cyclopterus lumpus (lumpfish)
Lineage: Eukaryota; Metazoa; Chordata; Actinopteri; Perciformes; Cyclopteridae
Exons: 2
Coding region: 55-756 (233 amino acids)
Source: RefSeq, a predicted model, not a curated record